CUGUUUAUGCAAUUGCAUAUCAUUGUCGUGUGCUUCAAAAUUAAUUUCCCAUUUAAAUCAUUCCUAUUUAGAUUCUUUUUCUUCCUUUUUCAAACAUUUAGAUUCUAAAAUCUUUUCAACAACAGAAUCUCUAAGGAAAAAUAAGGAAAAAAUUCGUACUAAAACUACCUUCUGAUUCUUUUCAAUUAUUAUGAAGAUGAAACUUUUAGCUUGUUGGUUGCUUAAACUAGAUCCAUGCUUGAGAAAUUUCCUUUCCCCAACAAGUUUAGUGACCCUCAACAUUCUCAUCAUUGAAUUGGGGGAAAUUAAUAAGAAAUCUUAAACAUUUUUUCUUCAAGGCAUGACUCUCCGAACUCGCGUCACGUCUCGACGGAAAAUUCCUAAGUUCUUCUGUCUCUUACUUCUGUUACUUGUGCCGAUUUGUGUAAUUGGAAUUUAUGUCCAUGGCCAAAAGGUUGCCUAUUUCUUCCGACCCCUUUGGGAUAACCCUCCUGCCCCUUUCAACACUAUACCUCACUAUUACGCCGAAAAUGUCUCUAUGGAUCACCUCUGCCAGCUUCAUGGUUGGUCGCUUCGUUCCCAACCUCGCCGCAUUUUCGAUGCAAUUAUCUUCAGUAAUGAGUUAGACAUGCUAGAGAUUAGGUGGCAUGAGCUUUAUCCAUAUGUAACAAAAUUCGUGAUCCUCGAGUCCAGUACCACGUUCACAGGCAUUCCAAAGCCGCUUUUCUUUGACAUAAACAAGGAGAGAUUUGCAUUUGCUAAACAGAAAGUUGUCCACGGCUCGAAUCCGGGUCGAGUUUCAGUCCGCGGAUCAAACGAGGACCCGUUUGUGCUUGAGUCAAAACAACGUGGAGCCAUGAACACAUUGUUACGCCGUGCGGGGAUUUCCAAUGGUGAUAUUGUUCUCAUGUCAGAUACAGAUGAGAUUCCAAGUCCUCAUGCUUUGAAACUUCUUCAAUGGUGCGACGGGAUUCCUCCCAUAAUGCAUCUUGAACUGAGAAACUACAUGUACUCGUUCGAGUUUCCCGUGGACUACAACUGGAAACCCUGCGCCCACAUCUAUGGUCCUCGGACAUAUUACCGGCAUUCACGCCAGACUAAUGUUGUCUUAUCAGAUGCAGGAUGGCAUUGUAGCUUUUGCUUUCGGUAUAUCUCGGAGUUUGUCUUCAAAAUGACGGGUUAUAGCCACGCAGACCGUGUCAAACGGAAAUCUUUCCUUAGUCAUUCAAGAAUUCAGGAACUUAUUUGCAAAGGAGAUGAUCUUUUCGAUAUGCUACCUGAAGAAUACUCCUUCCAGGAGUUGAUUAAAAGGUUGGGGCCGAUACCUCGUUCGGCUUCUGCGGUUAAUCUUCCUGCUUACUUGAUAGAAAAUGCUGAUAAGUUUAAGUUCCUUCUUCCUGGAGGUUGCUUAAGAACACCAGAAUGAGUGUUUUUCAAUUUUAGUUUUUUGCUUUUAGAUCGGUAACACGCAACUCAGAUUUUUUUACUUUUCAUUCUAGCUUUUUUUCAGCUUUUAGAACUUAGCUUGAGAUUUUUGUAGGAAGUUAAGUAAUUUAAAGUCUUUUAAUGUUAUCAUGAUGGGUUGUGCUAUGCAGAGUAUCUGAAAGUUUUAGACAAGAUAUGAUUCCAUUC
This is a messenger RNA of Lathyrus oleraceus (garden pea), 1632 nucleotides long. RefSeq lists its product as uncharacterized. The record is from RefSeq and is a predicted model, not a curated record. Gene Ontology annotation, molecular function: beta-1,4-mannosylglycoprotein 4-beta-N-acetylglucosaminyltransferase activity. The transcript has 2 exons. The coding region runs from base 341 to 1426 and encodes 361 amino acids. Gene Ontology annotation, biological process: N-acetylglucosamine metabolic process. Lineage: Eukaryota; Viridiplantae; Streptophyta; Magnoliopsida; Fabales; Fabaceae. Gene Ontology annotation, cellular component: membrane.